Molecule: messenger RNA, 3841 nt
Organism: Archocentrus centrarchus (flier cichlid)
Lineage: Eukaryota; Metazoa; Chordata; Actinopteri; Cichliformes; Cichlidae
Gene: mmp17b
Product: matrix metallopeptidase 17b
Exons: 13
Coding region: 128-2053 (641 amino acids)
Biological process (GO): extracellular matrix organization; proteolysis; collagen catabolic process
Cellular component (GO): extracellular matrix
Molecular function (GO): zinc ion binding; metalloendopeptidase activity
Source: RefSeq, a predicted model, not a curated record
CAUCUGUUCCCAUAGUGGCAAAUGAAGAGAGAGCGGGAAGAGGUGGAAUGUAAAGGAGGAGGAGGAAGAUGUGACAGGGAGAAGUGCAGGAUGGAGGAUACAUCCUCAGUGGAUCUGUUACACCGAUAUGCAAAUUGCAGAGUGUCUAGAGAGGAGGGGAGCCAAGAUGAAGCUGUGGAUUAUUUCCCUCUACUUGAGCUGUGGAUGGACGCAAACAGCUUGUACUGCUGCUGUGACUCUGUCGCCCUCCUCUGCACCAGUGACACCCACUGAAGAUGAGAGCUCCAAACUGGUGGAUUGGUUGAUGAAGUAUGGUUACCUCCCACCCUCGGACCCUUCCACUGGACAGCUGCAAGCCUGGACAGGUGUCACCAACGCUGUGAGGGCCAUGCAAAGGUUUGCAGGCCUCAAAGACACCGGAGUUGUAGACAAGGAGACAAUGGCGCUGAUGAACAGUCCACGCUGUUCACUACCAGACCAGGAGGAAUCAUCCAUGCUACCGGCCGACCAAGAGAGGAGAAAGAUGAGGAGACGGAGGAGAUGGGCUGUCUCCAUGUGGACACGCAGGAACAUCAACUGGAGGCUGCAGUCAUAUCCCUUCUCUUCUCAUCUGUCUCGGGAGACAAUUCGCUCUCUGAUCUUCUACGCUCUAAGAGUGUGGGCAGAUCCAACGCCGCUGGAGUUCCAUGAGGUGGGAAAUCCAGAUGCAGCGGACCUGCAGGUAGACUUCCUCCGUGGUUACCAUGGUGAUGGCUAUCCCUUUGAUGGGGCAGGUGGAGCAGUCGGCCAUGCUUUCUUCCCCUCAGACCCAGCUCGGGCAGGGGGAGUUCAUUUGGAUGCAGAGGAAGAGUGGGCUUUCAGACAGCCAGUCUCUGAGGGAACUGACCUGUUCACAGUGCUAGUCCAUGAGUUUGGCCAUGCACUGGGCCUUGCUCAUUCCUCGUCCCGUCACUCAGUCAUGAGGCCAUACUACCAGGGUCCUGUUGGAGACCCCCUCCACUACCGCCUGGGACCCCAAGACCUGGAGCACAUCACCCAGCUCUAUGGUAAAAGGAACCAGCUGCUGCCUACGGAUGCUCCUCGCCUCACCACAGAAUCUUGGUUACUCCACAGAGGCCACCACCACCACCAUCAUCAUCAUCAUCAUCGUCAUAGGCAUAGCCCUCCCAUAGAUCGCUGCAACACCAGUUUUGAUGCUGUGGCAAAGAUCCGAGGAGAGACUUUCUUCUUCAAAGGGCUGACGAUGUGGAGGGUCAAUGGUGGGGGUUUGGUGUCGGGGCGUGGGUCUUCAGUGAGGAGGCUGUGGAGGGGUCUGCCCCCUGAGCUGCCUCGUCUGCAUGCUGUGCUGGAGAGGCGGUCGGAUCAUGCCAUCAUCUUUAUCAGUGGUUACCAGUUCUGGCUGUUCAGGGGCCUGUCCCUGCAGGAAGGCUACCCUCUGCCCCUGUCUGCACUCAGGAUGGACCUCAGUAUGAAUACUGUUCAUGAUGACGGCGAUGAUGACGACGAUGAAGAACAGGCAGCAGGAGAAUUGGAGAGAUGGGGGCUGGUCUGGGACCCAGAGGAGGGGGCUGUGUGGGGAAAAAUUGGAGAUGCCAAAGAAGAGAAUCAAGGAGACACCUGGACACAACUGCUGAAAGAGGGUGUGGAUGGAAUUACUACAGACAGCAAUGGCUCCGUCUAUCUCUUCAAAGGAGAGUCCUACUGGAAGUUCAUGUUUCCAGGUUCUUCACUGCAUGAUGGAUACCCACGAUCCUCUGCUGCAGACUGGCUGGGCUGCACUGACUCUUCCUCACCUGGUGUGAAGGACCUCUCCUUUUCUCUGUCUUCACCAGGAGGAAGAGAGGAGCUCAGGGAGAGUUGGAAAUAUGGAGGAGAAGAGGAGGAAGCGGGGAAAAGGAAGUGGGACAGACACAGAACCAAACACAAAGAGUGGCAGGACAGAGGUUCACACAUCUGGACAAAAUGCACAUGCCAAAACGGAGCCCUGGGUGGCAGGACGACAUUUUUAUUAGCUGCCUUGCUGCUAGUUACAUGGAUGCUUUUGGCUGUUUAAAGCUGUGCAAUUAAAUGAAAGACAGAGGUUUCAUUAGGCUCAAUAAGGAAGCUGUAAAAGCUUCCACAUGCAUCACAUAUUUGCCCUUUACUCUUGUUCUGAGUGUGAGACUAAAAGUGUGCCACAGGAGUCAGGAAUUACCCAUGCUCAUUUUAUUAGGCGGCAUAUUGAUCCACCAGUGUUGGAUAUGAUCAGUGAUGAUGGGGUGCAACUGUUAGGUACUGCCAGAUGAAGAAAAAAAAUUACUCAACACAGACAUUAACUGUCUCAUAAUUUGAUAUGAUCUUUCUUUUUUUUUUUUUUUUUUGGUUUCCAUAUUUAUUUGCCUUUUAUUGUCAUUAUUAACUUAUCCCCUCAAUUUUACAUUUAGUAUAUUUAUUUACAGAUAUCCAGAUAUUUUUUAAUUAUAUAUAAAUUGAUAUGUGUAUCUACACUGAUCAAGUAUAACAUUAUGACCACCUGCCUAAUACUGUGUUGGUCCCCGUUUUGUUGCCAAAACAGCCCUGACCCACUCAGGCAUGGACUCCACUAGACCCCUGAAGGUGUGCUGUGGUAUCUGCACCAAGAUGUUAGCAACAGAUCCUUUAAGUCCUGUACGUUGUGAGGUGGAGCCUCCAUGAACUUGUUUGUCCAACACAUCCCACUGAUGCUUGAUUUGAUUGAGAUCUGGGGGAUCUGGAGGCCAAGUCAUCACCUCAAACUUGUUGUUGUGCUCCUCAAAACAUUCCUGAACUUUUUUUGCUUUGGGGCAAGAUGUUUUAUCCUGCUGAAAGAGGCCACAGCCAUCAGGGAAUACUGUUUCCAUGAAAGCAUGUAGAUGGUCUACAACAAUGCUUAGGCAGGUGAUACGUGUCAAAGUAACAUCCAACGUUGCCCAAAGCAGCACACUGCCCCCGCUGGCUUGCCUUCUUCCCUUAGUCCAUCCUGGUGCCAGGUGUUCCCCGGGUAAGCGAUGCACCCGGCCAUCCACGUGAUGUAAAAAAAGACGUGAUGUAUCAAACACCAUCUUCCAUUGCUCCGUGGUCCAUUAGUUUUGUAUUGAGCCCACAUGCUCACUGUUGACAAUUUUGGCAGUGAACAGGGGUCAGCAUGAGCGCCCUGACUGUUCUGCAGCUGUGCAGUAUCCUGACACCUUUCUAUCAGCACCGACAUGAACUUUUUCAGCAGUUUGAGCUACAGUAGCUCAUCUGCUGGGCCUUCAAGGGCCGGCCUUCACUCCUGCAGCUGCAGAACUGCAAGUCUGUAAAUGCACAGUUUAAAAAUGAGGAUAUAAAUCUGUGCAGCAGGUACAGAGAUUACAUUCUUUAAUUUUAUCAAAGCCUGCGUUUACCACAGUGGAACGCCACCUCCGACCGGACAGUCAGUGAUGUAUGUAGCCUGGAGUCUUGAGCAUGCAGCAGAGGUGAGUAGUGGGCUAAUAAACUCACUACCUUGUGAAUGUACACAAAUAAAUGUGUGCUUGAUGUGUACUUGUACUUGUUAAACUUGAGGAGCAUGGGGCAUUAGUUGGAGUGCUAUUUUCUCAUCCAUUUCACACUCAUAAUACCAGUAUUUACAUAACCUAUGCUUCUUCCUUCCUUUGUCUUUUGUUAUUAGAGGUUGAGCUGAUCUGCUGUAUUUCAUUUAGCUUUUACUUAGCUGCACAUACUUAUGGGACCUUCUGUUCUUUAAAGACUUACUGCCUGAUGUGAACUAAUCAAGAAUAUGAUGAUGAUGAAAUAUUCCUGUAAAUAUGGUUUGAAGUGGAGUGUCUGAAAUACGUCAACUUUUUUCAAAGCAUUCUGUAGA